Oryctolagus cuniculus (rabbit) is the source of this 7989-nucleotide messenger RNA. Lineage: Eukaryota; Metazoa; Chordata; Mammalia; Lagomorpha; Leporidae. The record is from RefSeq and is a predicted model, not a curated record.
UGGAGGGAGACGAACCUGUGGGGGCCCCGGGCUCGGGGGCGGGGAAAGCCGCUGUGGCAGGACUGGGGUCCCCUGAGCGGGGGUUGCUGUGGAAGACAGCUUGGCCGGCCCCAGGUCUGUUGACCUGUACCCCACCUCUCACACAAGCCCCCACCAUAAUGACAUUUGACCUGUGUGCCACAGCUGGGGGAAUUCCCAGCCACCAUUCGUGAGUCUAGUCAACCUCUCCCUGUUACCGAGCGCCACUUGUGAUGUUGCAGCAGCACGGAAUGGUCCAGCACCCAAGAACACAGACAUUGCCUCAGUGACGUUAAACAUGCAUUGCUUCAGGCUCCAUUCCAGACUUCCUGAAUCACAGUCUUCAUUUUUGAAAGGUUUGUUUUAUUUAUUUGAAAGUCAGAGUUACAGAGAGAGAGGGACAGAGACACAGAGAUCUUCUAUCCACUGGUUCACUCCCCGCGUGGCCACAAUGGCCAGGGCUGGGCCAGACUGAAGUCAGGAGCUUCUUCUCAGUUUCCCUCGUGGGUGCAGGGGCCCAAGCACUUGGGCCAUCUUCUGCUGCUCUCCCAGGCACAUUAACAGGAAGCUGGAUCAGAGUUGGAGCAGCAAGGACAUGAACAGUUGUUCAUAUGGGAUGCCAGUAUCAAAGAUAGCAGGCUUUACCCACUACAUUGCCAUGCUGGCCCCAUAGUCUUCAUUUUUUUUAUUAAGAUUUAUUUAUUUAUUUGAAAGAGCUACAGAGAGAGAGAGAGAGAGAGAGAGAGAGAUGUCUUCCAUCAGCUGGUUCAUUUCCCAGUUGGCCACAAUGGUCAGAGCUGUGCCAAAGCCAGGGGCCAGGACCUUCUUCGGGGUCUCCCACACAGGUGCAGGGGCCCAAGGACUUGGGCCAUCUUCUACUGCUUUUCUAGGCUACUGCAGAGAGCUGGAUCAGAAGUGAAACAGCUGGGACUGGAUCCAGUGCCCUUAUGGGAUGCCAACACUGCAGGUGGUGGCCUUACCUGCUAUGCCACAGCACUGCCCCAAUACACAGUCUUCAUUUAAAAAAAUAUGUAUUUAUUUAUUUGAAAGAGUUACACAGAGAGAAGGAGAGGCAGAGAGAGAGAGAGAGAGAGAGGUCUUCCAUCUGAUGGUUCACUCCCCAAAUGACUGCAAUGGCUGGAGCUGUGCCGAUCCGAAGCCAGGAGCUUCUUCCGGGUUUCCAGUGUGGGUGUGGGGGCCCAAGGACUUGGCCAUCUUCUGCUUUCCCAGGCCACAGCAGAGAGCUGGAUGGGAAGUGGAGAGGGUCUCAAAUUGGCGCCCAUAUGGGAUGCCGGCACUUCAGGCCAGGGUGUUAACCCACUGGGCCACAGCGCCAGCCCCUACACAGUCUUCAUUUUUAACAACAGCCUCCUCAGGUGAUUUCUGUGCAUGCUGGAAUUGUAAAUUACCAUGGUAAACUUCUCCAAAUUGGCAAUCUAGGAGGCAGUGUGGGACCACCUGGAUUAGGCUCUGCAGAUGGUGGCCUAUGCAGAUACUGAGGUUUGAGCUUUGUGAAUCAGACUCCAGUGUCAAGAACUUUGUGGCAUCCCAAGCAGCAUUUUCCACUUAAAUGGGGUGAUUGGUAGAAAAACCUAUGGUGAACAUGAAUGCCUGAAUGUGUGCAAGUAGUCAGGAAAGGCAAGCCAGUGGACACAGAGGGGCUCAAUCAGAGGUUGAGGAGCUGACAGAAUGUGUGUUGGGGAUACAUGGGUUUAUUCAUCAAGUUUUGGCAUCCCGCAAACAUGAUCUCUAACCAAGGUUUCCACUUGAUAGUAAGAGAUGUGGCAGCCAGAUGUGCCAGUAAGAGAUGUGGCAAGAUGACCCUCGGUGAUCCUGGCCUUGUGGAAUCCUUCCCAGGUUUAUCUGGGAUGAGAGUGCAAAGAAUAGUAUGUAAGAAGCAUUGGGGACCAUUGCCGUGGUGUACCAGGCUAAGCCUCCGCCUGUGGCACUGGCAUCCCAUAAAGGUGGCCAUGUGUGUCUUGCCCAUUCGUGUCCACUUCCAAUCCAAUUCCAUGCUAUUGUGCCUGGGAAAGCAGUGGAGGAUGGCCCAAAUGUUCGGGCUCUUGCACCCAUGAAGGAGACUGGAAGAAGCUCCUUGCUCCUGGCUUCAGAUCAGCCCAGUUCCAGCCUUACAGCCAUUUGGGGAGUGAACCAGUGGAUGGAAGACCUCUCUCUCUGUCUCUCAGAUAAAUAAGGUAAUAAAUUUAAAAACAAAGAAGCAGUGGCGUGUGACUUCUGGAGCUGUAUCAUAAAGGCUGUUGUGGCUUCUGUAGUGCGUCUCGAAGCCCUGCUCGGGGGACACCAGCAGUUCUGUGUGAGGACACUUCACAUUAGCUCUGUGUGGAGGUCCAGGGAGUAAGUGAGGUUGCUGCCAAUGGCAGUGAAUGAAGGAGGAGCUCUCUUGGAGUUGAUUCUGCAGCCUGAGUCAGCCUCCGGGACUGAGCCCCUGCCGGCAACGUACCUGCAGUCUCACACAGAAGCCUGACCCGGAACAGGACCAGAGUCCCAUCUCAGAAGAUCUAUGACAAAUGAUCUAUGACAAGUGAGACAAAUGCUUGCUGUUUUAUGUUGCUAAGUUUUGGAAGUUUUGGGUCUCCGAUGGGUCUGUGGAUUAGGGUGCCAGUCUCAGAUAAGGAUGAUUCAUUGUGAGCUGGGAAGACAUCUCCAAAGGAGUCUACUCUGGACAAUGGGCUUCCGCAAUCCUGGCGUGCUGUGAGCUCCCUGGGAUCUCUGUCUCUUUGAUUACAGAAGGAGCAUACUUGAUAUGGUGCCUUAAAGGAUCAAGCACAAAUCUGUAGUGCUACCCUGCCAUCCUUUUCUGCAAACAUAUCCCUAACUCUGUGUAUAAGAUACAAGAGAAAAUGAAAGGUUCACUCAGGUAAUUGUGAAAUAACCCCAGUUUCUGACAUUAGAAAGUAGGAAGAGGGCCAGUGUUGUGGAUCAGUGGGUUAAUCCACUGCUUGGGAUGGCAGCAUUCCAUAUCAAAGUGCUGGUUUGAGUCUCAGCUACUCUGCUGUCCAACUGCUUGUUAAUGAACCUGGGAAGGAAGCAGAAGAUGGCUCAAGUAUUUGGGCUUCUGCUACCCAUGUGGAAGACUUGGAUAGAACAACAAAAAUAAUGAUUGGUUUUGAAAACCUAUAAAUAUAGCCUAGAUGAAUAGGAUGAGGUCUUGGAGAAUUUUCUCUGGGACUUGUCUCUAUCCAUGUCCCCAAGAUGUGAAUGACCCAGGAGUUAGAUCACAUCCUUUGCCGUCAUUGCUGAGUCCACGGGGAUUGGGAAAUAGAUGGGACAAUUACCUUGAACUUGUCUGUAAUGAGACUCUCAGGGAGUCUGGUCUCAGGGGUCAUGGAAGCCAUGUAAACACCUGCCUGUGACUCCCCACACAUCCUUUCUGCACGGAGGGGGAAGGCUGUGACCAUCUCCUCUUCCCUAGCUCAGAACCUGCCUGUAUGUCUAAGACUUCUCACUGCUUAGAGUAAGAGUGGUAUUGGCCAAUUCCUGCAGGGUGGAGAACACUUGACAGCAGCAUUGCUCAUGUCUGUCAGGUACUAGCUUAACAGUGGGGAUUCUGGAUGGAAAGUGGAGCAGCUGAAACUUGAACUGACGCCCAUAUGGGAUGCUGGCAUUGAGGUGGUGGCUUAACUGUUAUAUCACAGUCCAGGCCCCUGAUUGAAGGUUUUAAGGAACCUUGGUGCUAAAUCUUCCCCAUCCAGGUAGCAGUAGUAAGAUUCUUGUAUUCAUUAACUGAAGGAUGAUACAGACAUAGUGAUAAUCGCUAUGUCUGAUCCCAUUAUUAACUGUUAAGCUCAUAGAGAGACCGGGCUGCGGCUCACUAGGCUAAUCCUCCGCCUGUGGCGCCAGCACCCCUGGUUCGAGUCCUGGUUGGGGCUCCGGUUCUGUCCUGGUUGCUCCUCUUCCAGUCCAGCUCUCUGCAGUGGCCCGGGAAGGCAGUGGAGGAUGGCCCAGGUCCUUGGGCCCUGCACAAGCAUAGGAGACCAGGGGGAAGCACCUGGUUCCUGGCUUCGGAUCAGCGCAGCGCGCUGGCCGUAGCGGCCAUUUGUGGGGUAAACCAACCGAAAGGAAGACCUUUCUCUCUGCCUCUCUCUCACUGUCUAACACUGCCUGUCAAAAAAAAAAAAAAAAAAAAAAAAAAGGUCAUAGAGAAAGUUCAUUGAGAGAAAGCCUGAUACAAAGACAGAGAAGGGCUGUGUCUUUGCUUACCUGUUGGUUUAAUGUUAAUGUUUAGAAAAUCAAAAGGUUGAAUCCAGUGGGACCAGCAUCAUGUGGGACUGAGGGUUGGAAGUUGUGGGUGUGGGGACCAGGGGUAGAUUCUGACUACUAUCUCUAACACAGGGUUCAUUAGCAUGUCCAUAGAUGGGUCUUGACUUCUGCAUCCAGUCCCUCAGCUUUCCCAUUUCUGUCCUCUUUAUUUUCUCUGCAUCUGGGCUCAGACCCAUGGGAGGGGCCAACGAGUCGAGUGUCUCCGAGUUCCUCCUCCUGGGACUCUCGCGGCAGCCCCAGCAGCAGCGGCUGCUGUUUGUGCUCUUCCUGAGCAUGUACCUGGCCACGGUCCUGGGGAACCUGCUCAUCGUCCUGGCCAUCGGCACAGACUCCCGCCUGCACACCCCCAUGUACUUCUUCCUCAGCAACCUGUCCUUCGUGGACGUCUGCUUCUCCUCCACCACCGUCCCCAAGAUGCUGGCCAAUCACGCCCUCGGGAGUCAGGCCAUCUCCUACUCUGGCUGUCUCACGCAGAUGUACUUUGUUUUCCUGUUUGUAGAUAUGGACAAUUUCCUCCUGGCCGUGAUGGCCUAUGACCGCUUUGUCGCCGUGUGCCACCCCUUACAUUACACAACAAAGAUGACUCGUCAGCUCUGUGUCCUGAUGGUCGCUGGGUCCUGGAUCAUUGCCAAUCUGAAUGUCCUGUUGCAUACCCUGCUGAUGGCACGACUGUCAUUCUGUGGGGACAACGCCAUCCCCCACUUCUUCUGUGAUGUGGCUGCUCUCCUGAAGCUAUCCUGCUCAGACACACGGCUCAAUGAGAUGUUGGUUCUUUUUGAAGCAGGACUGAUCAUGAUCGCCCCCUUUGUUUGCAUCCUGGUGUCGUAUGUCUUUAUUGCUGCUGCUGUGCUGAGAGUGCCCUCCAUUCGGGGCAGGUGGAAAGCCUUCUCCACCUGUGGUUCCCACUUGGCUGUGGUGUUUCUCUUCUAUGGCACCAUCAUAUCCUUGUAUUUCAACCCUUCGUCCUCACACUCGGCUGAGAAAGACAUAGCAUCUGCAGUGAUGUUCACGGUGGUCACUCCCAUGCUGAACCCUUUCAUCUACAGCCUGAGGAACAAAGACAUAAAAGCUGCUCUUGGGAAAGUGGUGGCCAUGAGAUUUCUGUCUACUCGGUAAUGAUCCAGGCUAACUAAAUCGUAUAGGUAACUGAUUUCCAAGAAAAUUCUGUUUGUGUUUUCUGCUGUGGGAAAUGUGGUACUUGCUUUGUAAGAGAAGCAUGUAGUAUACAUCUUGGGAGAACAAAACUCUUGAUACAGAUUAUUUGGGAAAAAAGAUGGAAAGAGACUGUUUCAUCAGAUGACUUGACUCUUGCAAUUUUCAGUGCCCUCCAGUGAAACCCACCCCACACUACACCUGGGUAACGUGGGUGUUGAAUAAUUUGUGUUUCUUACUCAAUUAGACAAGACUGAGCAUGCACCCUCGUGGAAUAGUGAGGCAUCUCAGUAGGAAGUUGCCACGGAGAAAUUAGGGGCCUGGGAUUGUGUGAAGUGAUGUUGGUGAGGAAUGAGGCACUGGGCUUUUUGCUCAGGAUCAGAAGCUGUUACAGAGGAGGGACCAUUCUUGACCUUUCUUUCUGUCUCUCUCACUGUCCACUCUGCCUGUCAAAAAAAAAAAAAAAAAAAGCCGGCGCUGCAUCUCACUAGGCUAGGCUAAUCCUCCACCUAGCGGCGCCAGCACACCAGGUUCUAGUCCCAGCCGGGGCGCCGGAUUCUGUUCCGGUUGCCCCACUUCCAGGCCAGCUCUCUGCUAUGGCCCGGAGUGCAGUGGAGGAUGGCCCAAGUACUUGGGCCCUGCACCCCAUGGGAGACCAGGAUAAGUACCGGGCUCCUGCCUUCAGAUAGGCGUGGUGCGCCGGCCGCAGCUGCCGGCCGCGGCGGCCAUUGGAGGGUGAACCAACGGCAAAGGAAGACCUUUCUCUCUGUCUCACUGUCCACUCUGCCUGUCAAAGAAAGAAAAAAAAAAACAGGAGGGACCAUUCUGACUGGACCAUUUACUGUAUUUUAUCCAGAAUGAAGCAAGAGUUGACUAAGGCCAAGGUGUAACUGACAAAGCUACAGCAGUUGCUCAUUUCAGUCCCCUUAGGGGGGCAGUGGAUGAUUCCUGUGGCUAGGACAGUAUUCAGGUGUUUGUGCUCAGACAGGAUUGCAGAGUGGCCGUGUUGUCCUGCUCCAUGACGGGCACGGAGUGGCCUUAUUUGAUGGUGAAGUUCUGUGAACAUCUCCGUGUGAAUCUGGUUGGUUUGGGAGUUCCUGGCCAGCUCCUGAGUGUCGUGAUCAUCGCUAUUUUUCAGUUUGCAGAGCUUGUCCUGAGUGUGUUUGAAGUGAGAUCAGACUUGUUGAGGCUGAGUGAGAGGUUUAUGCAGAACUCCAGAAAGCCCUGACUUGGCAAUUUUUUUGAGCCAGUGAUUUUUAUCUUCUUAUCUGAGCUUUAUGUAUCACUGAGUGUUACGUGAGGAGUAUGCAUAAGUUAAUAAGAAAUAUCCCUCACAUGAUCCUCAUCUUCACUGAGGUGCUUAUCCCCUGCAGACUCAUUGUCACCCUCAUCCCCUCCACAAGGUAGCCCCUCUCUGAGCCUAGUGGGUGCAGAUACGGUGUAAAGGCCGACCCCUCCUCAUUCCAGAAAGAACAGCCUGACACAUGCAUGGGCAGCCGCCCUCAGUAGUUGACCUUGUAAGUGAACUGUGUCCUAGUGCUUUUCAUCUGUUGUCCCUGCCUUGCCCCGCCCUGAUCUGUGGACUUCUGGGCCCACUCGCCGCUUCCAGGCCUCUGACCAGCAAGGGGCUUCUCAGCCAUCCUCCGUUGAGUGCUCAGUGUUUAGGGAUGAAUUACGGAUGUCAUUUCUCUCUUCACAGGGUGUUUGUUUAUGGAAGGUUUGAUCUGGCCCUACACCUGUAGCAUCUCUCAACUCUGUAGUAACCCUUGGUAAAACAUUGUGUUGUGGGUUCCCUGUAGCACUAGGCUGCCCAGCCUGGAUGGCAGUGGGGUCGUUUUGCCCUGGCACUGGUUCUCAGAUGUGGCUGAAGGAAAUAUUUAAAUAUCCACUAGAAUCCCUCUGUCUGGGCAUGUCAUUCAACUACAUUUUUUCCACCGUCUGUUCUUUGUAUCUCAGCACACUCAGUUAUUUCUGUUCAGAUAGUAAUUUUCAAAUAACUGCUUAUCUAAAUUACUGCCUGGCUUCCGCACUUUUAUUAUAUAGCCCUUUAUUUAUUUCCAUCAAGUCUUGCUGAAUGUUCUCACUCAUAAUUGUUUCUGCAUGAAAACAGAGUAAAUUUACUAUUUAACAGUCUGAUUUCACAUUGUUUGGAAAAUGAUUGCAGGAAAUGUAUUGACAAAUAUGUGAAGCUUAUAAUUUUCUCCUUGUGUUUGGACUUUAGCAAUUUUACUGUGCUGUGUCUGGCUUUGGGUCUCUUUGUGUUUGUUCUACUUGAAGUUCAUUGAGCAUGCUGGGUGUGUAGGUUAUGUUUCAAAAAAUUUGGGAAGUCUUUAGUCAUUAUUUCUUCAGAUUUUUUCCCUCUCCCUUGUCUCCUCUCUGGCCACUACUCCCAUUUUGUGUCAUUUGAUACACCUGAUGGUGGCCACAUUUCUUUGACACUAGAUCUUUUUUCCUUGUUCUUUUUCUCUUCAGUUUGCAUAUCUCUGUCCACUAACCUCACAUUUACUGAUUUGUUCCUCUAGAGGUUCAAGUCUUUUG